CCUGUAUUCGUUUACACCUAUGGUAUAAAUUCAAUGGUUGGAAUCGUAGUUUUUUCUGUGACACGUUAAGAGAGAAAAGAGAGUAAGAGAGAGAAAGAGAGAGAGAAAGAAAGAGAGAUUAAAGGAAAACUCAAUCUUUCUUUCCCAUAGAUAAACAGUUAGAAUGUGAAACAUUAAAUAUUAGUUCAAUUUCCUGAUAAAAUUUAUGAGAGUAAAAAAAUGUAUCCAAAGUGAAACCAAUCAACUUUUUCUCUCUCUCUCUUUUGUCCCUAAUCAUCUUUAACCAUCUUAAAUUGUUAAUUGUAUUGAAAAUUCAAUUAAUCACCUAAUUGAUUGUGUCUGUGUUUUCACCUUUAAUUGUUCAAAUUUAAUCUCACCAUCAAUCACAAAACCUGUUAACCGUUCACCUCUUAUGGUUAUCACAUGGACAAUGUUUUCCUUUGGCGUUUUUCUUGUUAUUGUUUAACUUUUUUGGACAUUUGCAACUGUUUCACUUUUCAAGGUUCAUCAUUUGGUUUGUUAAUUGUUACAUUUUAUCCUUGAUUACGGUAACAUGGAUUCGUUGGACCUGAGUAAUCUAUCGGCUGAAGAAUAUGAGAAAAUCAUGACUGUCAUGAAACGAGAUCAAAUGUUGAGGAAACAAGAGGAACAACGGAUUCUACCACUAAAAGUUGAGAUUAAUCGACUUCGUAAAAAAGGUGCAAUUAGACCAGGAAUUAAUUCCUCCGCUGUUUGCGGUCGAUGUUUAACCGAAUUAGGUUAUAUACUAAAUCGAGGUGCUUUUUGUCCCAUUUGUCGGAAAAAGGUUUGCAAAAGUUGUCGCUUUUUCGCUGACAAAGAAAAUCCGAUCGAUGGUCAUCAAUGGGUUUGCAUUGUUUGUAGUAAACAAAUGCAAUUUAAAGCAGUUUCUGGUGAAUGGAUGAAGGAAUUGACUCGUUCGGCCAGUGAGAAAAUCCGAUCACCAUCAACGAGCGUUUUUGCCACUGCCACUGAAAAUUUGGGUCGAUCACUUAAAUAUUCAUUUCGAUCAGGUUUCCUUAAACAAAAUAACAAUCAACAAAACGAGGGUGGCCUUUCAAUUAACAGUAAACUUGGUUCAAACAGUGAAUCUCAAUUAAAUUCACCUUCCCUUUCAAAUCAACAAUUAAAUAGUAGUGAUCAUUUUGUUGGCGUCGGUGGUGGCGGUGGACGUGUAGGUGGAAGCGUUAUUUGUCUUGAUCAAACAAGUAACCUUGCUGGUGACAAUAUCAGUAGUAAUUAUAGAAGAUUUUAUCGAAGUCGAGGUCAACUACCGCCUAAACUUCCGCCGACGGUAAAUACAACAAGUUGUGUCGGAGAUUCAGUUUCUAAAUCACCUCCAUCGGAUGGAAGUGGAAGUCAAGAGACAUCGCCAAAACCUCCGUUAAGUCCAGUAGUUAAAGCUUAUCAGGCUGCCGUUGAUCUUGUGGCCACUGAUACUAGUCGAACCAUGUUAAAUACUGCUCCUGGUGAGAGAAAAAUGGUUUAUCGUAAGGUGUCCAAUAGAUUGUUGGACAGUUCAUCGUCAGAAGAGGAGGAAGAAGAUGAUCUAAGGCCGUCAAGCCAUUCACGAGCUUCCAGUGAAUCAACACCUUCACCUCGAACGCCAAAUAGUUGUAAAAUUUUAAGCGGAAUUUCAGCUAACCAAGCAACUGCAUUUAAAUUUCCACCCCUUUCACCUGUGCCAAGUCGAUCAACACUUCGAACUGAAAAGCCACUUGAACGUAUUCCAAUGGAACAUCAAUCAUCUGAUGAAUUUUCCGCUACUCCACUUAGUUCAUUUCGGUCCAGAUCAACUUCAAGUGAAACACCAGAUGAGACCAGUACAAGCGGUGGUGGAGGCUCUAGUAGUGGCGGUGGUAGUAGUGGAUCAAAAGUAUUAACACCAGAAAAUGGAUCUCGAAAUCGUCGUAUUAGUCCGCUGCGAAAACAACGAGCCAUAGCUGAAGAGCUUCAAGCUGACCUGCCAGGGAAACUUGCCUUGUCGUGUCAAAUAAACACCAGUGGAAUUGAUUCAUCUCUUGUCGGUUUCACGGGAAACGAUUACUCAACGAUUAUCAAUCCAUCACCAAAUGUUGUACCUUCGAUGGGAAACAAUAACAACGCUGAAAAUUUGAUUCGCCGUGAUCAUAGUGGUGGUAUCGAUUCAGGAAUUGAGUGUGGUGGUGGAGGUGGAAAUCAUGGUAACAAUAGAAGUAGGAAAGGAUCAUCAUGGACAUCGUGGUAUCACAAGGAUAAACCUGCCACUUCAGAAAUGCCCACGGAAAUUUCAUCUCCCUCAUCGAUUGGAUCGAGUAAAAAAUCAUCAAAAGUAUCCACAGUUUCUGGAACACCAUUAGCGACAUAUUCACGAUUCAACCAAAUUCUGGCUAAUAAUAACUCACAUUGUAAUAGUACAACAAACACUGUUGGUGCCUCAAGUCGAUCUCCCGUUUUGACCUCAUCUCAACCUUCAGUUUACAAUAUUGAAAGAUCACUAGUUAACAGUGGAGAAGCCGAAGAUGACAGUGAAUCCGAGGCAACGGUGGAAAAUACAACCGGGGUGGUUUUCCGUAAGGUUACAAUUAAAAAACGCUUAUCACGAACCCAAUCCGAUAGAGGUUCACCUUCGCCAACAGGCUCAUCAACACCGCCACCACCAUCACCACUCACUGGCACUUCUGUCACACCUCGAAGUCCAUUGAUAUCUCCAAGAUCGAACACUAAUUCACCUGAUUUACAACAAAAUCGACAACAACAUCAACCACGUUACACACAAUCACCUUGUUGUUCACCUGUUCCCUUAAUGGAAUCGUCGACAAUCAGCCCAACAAUUAACUCACCAUUAAAUCAGAAUAAAAGUAAUUCAAUUAAUCGUUCACUGACCGAUGAUCCUUGUCGACGAGCCAAUGGAGCCAUUGGCACUUAUGUUAAAUCACAUUCAGCUGUUAAUCCAAAGGAUAAUCGCAAUCAAAGCGACUCAUCACAAUUCAAUCAUCGUAUUAAAAAAUUAGUCAAUAAUCAAUUUGUAAAUUGUAAACAUAAUCAACCAACUAGGAAACAAUCAAAUCAACAUAAUAAUAAUAAUAAUCAGUAUAAUAGGAAGGAUGUUGACGAUGAAAGUAAUAAUUUAACAAUCAAUGGACCUCGUAGAUAUACCAAAAGUGACCGCCGUUCAUCAGGGAUGAACGGGCUCAGGCCGAACCAUCAAUCGAAUAGGAGUCAAGCGAAUGACAAAUAUUUUCAAUAUCGAUUAAGUUCACUUCCAACAACUACAGUUGGCGCCACAACUUCGACCUCUCCUCGCGAUGGGUACGUUUAUCAUCCUUCAUCAUAUCGAUCAUCUUCUUAUGGUGACCAUCAAGGUAGCAAUUAUCAUCCUUAUCAUCCUCAAUCAAUGAACCAUCUACAUCAUCGUUUGAAAGGCCUUUCACUGGAUAGUCAUGCGUUUGUCCGUCGUAAUAUUGCCCGUUUGGGCUCGUAUGGGUCACCAGCUAAGCGACGUAUAGUUAAGUUAACCAAGAAACUACGUCGAGGUUUACUUUUCAUUGCUUCUCGUUUGAAAGGACGACAUCGAAAGGGUAAAUCAACAUUAUCUGGUUACGAAUCAACUGAUUAUGAUCAGGUCACCUUGGAAAGAUACAAUUGCUCCUGGUUGGCUCGAAGUGUCUCUUUACCGAAUCACAGUGACCCUAACCGGACAUUAGCUCAAAUUAGUCAAAAUGAUUCCUGGAAAUAUGGAUCCAUUGACCAGCGUCUAUGGCAAUUGGAGUGUGAAGAUGAAUACAAUGAAGAUGAGAUUGAUGAUGAUUACAGUGAAAGUAAUUAUAAACACGUAAUCAAAUCAAGAAAAUCUUCCAUCGGCAGAGGUAAAAAUGAGCUUAGCGACGAGGAAUAUGAGAUUGGCCUGAACGAUGAAGUUAUUUCAGGCGAAGGAAAAUAUCAAUUAGUUUUCAUGGAUCGAAAUACUUUGGGAACGAUUGAAUCAAGUUCCGAACAAAGUGACACUGAUGGUAAACAGAAUAAUCGUCGAUCUAUCAAAGGUAGACAACAAUCAAUUAAUCGUCCAAGAAUGUUAAGAGUACGAUCUCAUCUGGAAAUCGCCGAUGGUACAGCUUAUAUCGAGGAUUCGGACUGGGAGAUGUGCUCAGAUCCUGGAGAAUUACCGAUUUCAUCUUCAUCUUUAAGUGAAGCAAUUGGUUCUCAUUCAGUUACAAGUUUAUUCAAAAUAUAUCAACACGAUUCUUACACUAAUUGUUACGAUCAACAAACUAUUGGCUACACCAAUGAAGAUGCAAUCAAUGUGACCAAAACAAUCAAUGGUCAACGAUCAUAUUGUACAACAUUAUCCGAUCCUGGUAUCUCACUUGGACAUGAUGCUUUGUUAACUGUUGUUGAUUGUCCUGAAGAGUCAAUUGUUUAUAGCAAAGAUGACAACAAUCAAUGGUCAGAUGAUGAUUCUGAUUCAAUCUCAUCAUCACUCUUAUCCAGAUCGACCUCACCUUCAACACCAUCAACCUUAUCAACAACACGACAAACAAUAUCUUCCGGUGACUCUGGUCAUCAUCAACAAACAUCAUCAUCAUCAUCCUCAUCCUCCUCAUCAACAUCUCAUAAUUACACUUGUAUUGCUGUUAAUGGUAAACAACAUGGUUAUACUAAAUCAAUUGAUUGUGACGUUAAUUUUGGUAAUCAUGUUAAUCAUCAUCAAUCAACCAAUUGGGAGAGGAAUCGACGACUAGAUGAUCAGGUUACCAAUUGGAAUUUGGGAUUGACUCUGAUGACCAAUAUGAAUGAUGACCACGCUAUGGAUGCAAGUGAUGGUCAGAAAAAUGAAGAUGUCAAUGGAGAUACAAUUGACCGUAACAAUGGAAGGGAAAUUCAAUCGACCCAUAAGGAUCAAUCAUCUCCACCACCUAGUCGACCACCUCGGGCAAACCGACGAAGACAAUUAACCAAAUCAUCAAUAACCUCAACUCCCACUAACACCACUACGAUUUCAAGCUCUUCUAUUAAUAACUCUAAUAACAAUUAUUUUAAACACUCUAAUCAACUUGUCAAUCAAAACUCAUCAUCAGUUUUAUUUGAUUCUGUCAGAUUGUCAUCUAUAAAACCUUCAAUCACUGAUUUUCAUGAAACUUUGUAUAAUCUAAUUGUUGACAAACAUCAAUCAUUUUGGGAUAUAACCAAUGAAUCAGUUGUAAUCAAAAAUUUCACCUCAUUAACUAUCGGAAAUCAGGACAAUCAACUCACCAAUUACCAAAAGGAUUGGCUGAAAAUAGGAAUCAGUUCAUUAUCACAAAUUUUAAAUCAUAUCAACAUACAUGAUGAUUAUGAUGAGGAUAAAUAUGAUUCUUGGGUUAAUUGUGAUAAUCCUAAUUUAAGAAUCAAUUUGAAUGAGAGAUCAUUUCAAUUAACUGGAUUCCUGGAAAGUUCAACCAAUCAAAGUGACAAUUGGGAUUCACUUUCAUCCAACAAUGAAAGAACCGUUAACUUGACCGCUUGGUACAAACCCGAAUCCCGUUGUUACCCGUUUUAUGGUCACUUUUCAACUCUUCCUUUCUGUUUGGUCAAUAUUGAUGAUCCUAAUUCUGUUAACUAUCAUCAAAGUAAUCAUGGUGAUAAACAAUCAGAUCAACAGUAUCACCAUCAUCAGAUUUAUCACUUAAUCAAAUCAACUCAAUGGUUGGAUCAACAUGACCUAAGUAAACAUUGGUCCUACUUUAAUUUUCCACUCAGUUUAACAAUUAUCUCACCUUAUUGUUAUUAUAAUCAUCAAUCAAUCAAUUCAAAACUAUUCAGUAGAUUUGUUAACAAUAAGAUAAUUAGACAAAUUGAUUCACUUGAAAAAGUGAGUACUGUUGAUGAUUAUCUAGUGCGUCCUGUUAAUCAGGUUGAAUGUUGUUUAAUUUUUGAUUUAAUCAAAUUUAAUUGGUGUAAAACUGUUUGGACCCAAUUAACUGAAAUAGUAAGUGAAACUUACUUGAUGUUAAUGAUUAAACAUUUAUCAUCAUCCACCAACAAAUAUCAUCAUCUAACCUUUUCUCCCAUACAAUCAUCAUCAUCAUCCUUAUUAUUUUUGGACAAGAUCAAUUUAAUUUCUGUCAACCGUGAGAUUAACCAAGAUUUACAGUUAAUUGUUGAUAAUAAUGACGAAGUAAAUAUAAAUUGUCAACAAUCUGGAACGGAAACUGGUUUGAAUGACUUAAGGCAAAUUCAAUUGACAUCAACAGUAGAAACAACCUCGCCCUUACCUCCACCUUCAACAUUAUCUCCUCCUCCUUUAAUAUCUCCAUCAUCAUCAUCAUCAUCAUCAUCAUCUUUAAAUUGUCUUCCUCCUUUUAAUUCAUCAAAAUUGAAAAAAUCAUCACAAUCACAAUCAGAAACUAAAUCAACAUUAAAAGAUUUCAUUGAAAAUAGUGAAGCUGUUGUUUCAAUUGAUCAUGAUGACGAUGAUGAAAAUGAGGAUGAUGAUGAUGAUUGUGGUGGCAGCGGCUACAGGGAAAUAAUCAUCAGCCGCGGGAGCAGUUAUUCCAGUUGUAAAGAAGCCGUCAGACCUGAUGAUGAUAAGAGAGAGGAUGAUGAGAGAGCUGAAACAGCCCCAAUAAGAAACCAGUCAGAAGAGGAAAGUUACUUACGAAGUGAACUUGAAAAAAGUUGUAACGAUGAUCAGUUUGCUCGCAAUCAAUUCAUAGUAACAUCAUCAUCAUCAUCCCAAUCAUCUUCCACUUUAGCUAGUGAAUUAAUUAAAUCAACAACAACAACAUCACUAAUCAAAUCAACAAGUGAAAAAACCGUUUCUCCAUUAACACAAGAAGCAAUCACAAUAACAGGGGAAGGUGAACAAUUAAACAGUGAUUGUAAUUAUUAUAUCAAUGGAUUGAAAGGUGAAAUUGACCCAUCGAUUAUUGAUAAGAAUCAUGUUUCUUGUGGGUCACUAGUGAGGUCGCCUUUUAAUAUUAAUUGUGAUAAUCAAAGUAAACAAAUUAACUGUCAACCCAACAGCAGCAACAACAACAACAACCACCAACAACAUCAAUUGUUUUUAUUAACCUGUUUACCAAUUCAACCCACAGUAAAUGUUUAUAAUCAGUUAAACGUAAACAAAACCAACAACAACAGUUACGUUAACGGUAAAUACGCCAACCACAAUACGAGUAACAAUUUAAAUGCGUCCAAGUUAAUUUCACCAUCUUUUGAUUGUAUAACAUUGAACGAGGUUAAUUAUGAUUCCUUGGAUUCACGUUUAGCCACAAGUAAACACCAACACAAUCAACAACAACUACAACAAUUUAACCAAAUCAAUCUUACUGAUUGGACAACAACGAGUAAAACAACAACCAAAAUCAGUGAAACUGUUAAUGGUAACAAUUUAACUCACAUUAAUAACACAAGGGCGGAUAAAUUGAUUAACUUUUCCUCCUUAUUAUUACAAUUAUCAUCUCCAGUAACAACAAUAUUAUCAUCAUCACCAAGAGGAUUAUCAUUAACUCAUCAACAUCAUUUACCUAAUCAUCCAUUGAUUUUGUCCUUGUAUUUUCAACAUUUACACAAUUCAACAACAAUCGUUGAUAAUCAAAUUAAACAAAUUGUAAUACCAGGAUUUUUAUAUAACAAUAUUAUUAAUUAUUAUCAUGAUAAUAAUGGUGAAUUAGUCAAACCUUAUGAAAGUGAUUAUCUUAUUGAUAUUUUAACACCAACAGCAAAGUUAUUACAAUUAAAUUCAGUUUCAAAUUCCUCUCGUGUUGAUACAAUUGAUGAUGAAAAUGAUGAUUGUUUAUUAAUCAACAAUCAAGAUAAUCCACCGAGUUUUGUUAAAACAAGUAAUCAAAUUAACAGUGAAAAUAGUCAAUACUCAACACCAUCAACUCAACCAAUUAACUUACAAUCAUCCACCUUACAGUUAAUCAACAAACUUUCAGUUAUUAAAAGCAACAUUGGGUUACCAUCAACAUCAACACAAUCAGUUUCAACAAAUCAACAGUCAACAACAACAACAACAACAACAACAAUAGUUGACCAAUCAACAUUAUUAACCAAUUGUAAUUAUGAUUAUGAUGAUUAUUUAACUGGUGAAAAUAGUAACCACCUUAAUCAUAAUAAUUACAUGAAAAAGGACAUUGUAGUGGACAAGGAAACAACAAUGUCAUUGUAUAAAACAUCAAAUGGUCACAAAAAGUCAACCUCAUCUUCACCAUCAUCAACAUCAACUGGUUUACUUAAUAAUUUAACUCAUCAUCUACCAAGUGAUGAUGAGGAAGAUGAAGAUGAAGAAGAGUAUAUUGUAGAUGAUGAUGAAAUGGGUUCCACUUCAUCAGAUGAAUCAUUUCCACCCCCAGUGUUACCUGGUCAUUCAUUAGGUGGUAUUUAUGGUGGAUUUGGUGGUAAUGAUGGAGUAGGAGGAGGAGGAGGAGGAAGUGGUAGUACCAGUGGGAUGAUAAAUAAUAACUAUGGUAAUCCAUUGGCCUACUCCCUACACACCAUAAUUGAGGAAAGUUGUGAAGAAAGUGAAUCUGAAUCACUUUUAUCUCGAAUCUCUGACAAUACUGAUAAUGAGAAUGUUAAUCAUGAAAAUAACAAUAAUAAUGGUAAAAGUCAGAAUAAUAUGAAUGAUGUGUUGAUCCCACCUUCAUCUGAGUCAUCAACUAAUUCAUUAUCUACUCAUCAUAAUCAUCAUCUUAAUUAUUAUGAUGAUGAUCCUGGUGAUCCAGAAAAUUAUACUGCCUUUCAAAUUGGACACAAUGUAAUAACAACCAACGGUAAUAGUAGUGGUCAUCAUCAUCAUAGUCAGGGUGGUAAACGAUUGGGUAGUGGUCAUGUUUCAUUUUCUAAAGAUUUUCAACCCACCGGUGAUUUUAGUGAUGAAGAUGAUGAGGAGGUGGAUGAUGAAGGCUCAGAUAAUAUGUCGGAAACAUCUGAAACUCUUGCUGAUUUUGGUGAUGAGGAUGAUCUUGAUCCGAUUACUUUGGCCUCAUCUCGAUUGGAGAAAUAUUUUACUUCGGGUUUACUUGGAUCAGGAGCUUACGAUUAUCCUGAUGAUGUUGAAUUUCAGGAUGAUGAUGAUGAUGAUCCAAAUGAUUUAUAUAAUCAAGCCAAGAAAAUCAAUAACAAGGUUGAAAUUAAGGUGAACAAUAAAAAUGUCACCAAUCAACCGCAACAAUCUAGUGAUAAUCAAGAUAAUAUUUCUAAUGGAAUCUCAAUGGUAACAGAAGAGUCAAAUGUAAUUAAAUCAACAACGUCUUCAUCUUUAUCACCAACAACAAUUACAACAGCAUCUUCAUCGUCUUCAUCAUCAUCACCUCCACCACAAUCAACAGCAACAAUUACUGUUGAUACUCAAUUAAGUAAACCACCAACAGUAACAACAACAACAACAAUAAUCCAUCAUAAUAUCAAAUCAAAAGAGGAAGACAAUUUAAUUAAAGAGGAUGAUGGUGAUUAUUUCAAUACAAUCAAAUCGGUUCAACAUAAUGAUAGCUUUAAUUGUGAUCAUGUAAAAACUGAAAUUAAGGAAAGUGAAUCUAAAUUAACAACAACAACAACAACUUCAACCAAUAAGGAAACCAAUGAAAGCCAAAUUGUAAACAAAAUUGUUAUAAAUGAUGAUGAACAACAAUCAAAACAGCAAUUGGCUAAUCAUUUGCCAUCAAAUAAUAUCAAUAAUCAGCCAACAAUUGACAGUAGUUUAUCAAAUUUACAAGCAAAGAGGAAGAAAGAAGUAACAACAAUUAUGUCAAUUAUUAAUUCAGAUAAUUGUAAUAAUGAUGAUGGUGAUAAUACUAAUCACCAAAAGGAUAAUGUUAAUCACCAUCAAUCACCUGUUUCAUCAAACGUUGAUUCAGUUGUGAGUAGGAAAACUGUUCAGUCUGUUACAAGGUCAAUACAAGUCAAACCACAAGCACCUCAACCACCAACUAAUCAAGUUAAUAGUUUAAUUAAUUCAGAGAAAAUUAAAUCAUCCUCAUCAUCUUCAUCAUCUAACGUUGCCAUUAGUACCAAAUCUUCAAAUUCCCGAACGGAAUUGAAUCCAUUAUUUUCAUCGUCAACAAAAUCUAAUCAAUCAGAUGAGAGGAUUAACUUAAUUUCAUCAGUGAGAAAGGAAUCAAACUCAUCAACAUCGUCAUCAUCAACAACAACAACGACAACAAUUAGUAAACCAUCAGUGGAAACUACGAUUCGAUUUGGACCAUCACCACAAUUGGUUCGAAGUUUAUUAGCAGCCAUGAAUUCAGGCCAUCAAAUGUCCCAUGUAACUAAGAGCAACGGUAAUAUUAAUUUCCUUAAUAAUGAUUAUCUUAAUGCUAAUGAUAACGUUAAUCAUGUUGAGAAAAGUAAUAAUAGUUUUAGUAUUAACAAUGAGAUGAGAAAAAUUAACAAUCAAAGUGUAAAGAUUAACAUUAGACAUGAAUCAGCAAAUGAUAAAAUGUAUUUGCAAGAUAAUAUUGAUCAGCUGAUUACCUCACCUAAAUUUGGAUUAGCAUCAUCAUCGUCAUCGUCAUCAUCAUUAACUAAAAAAAGUUUAACAAUAUCAACUGAUAAUGAGCAAUCCAAAUUAACUAAAUGGAAACAUAUUGUUGAUGAUUUAUGUUCAACAAGAGAAUCGGCAGUUACAUUGUCAUUGAUUAACAAUGAUUAUUCAAGUGAUAAUGAUAUUAUUUAUGAUGCUAAUUUGAUUAACAAUCAAAGUUUUGUUGGUGAUCAACAAGAUAGUGUUUUAUUUAACAACUUGAAUGUAAAUGAACUAGAAACGUUUCAUGAGAUUGAUGGUGAUGUUAAUCACAAGAAGAGGAUAAAGUUGCUUUCCAAGUGUAACUUUUUACUAUCUCCAAAUGAUUCAAGAUCUAAAACAAAAAUAUUACUCAAUUCUGAUUCAAUACCAACAACAUCAACAUCAACAGCAGCAGCAACAACAACAACACGAUCAACAAGUUAUGAUGAGGAUGAAAAUGAUUCGGAUGAUACAACAACAACAGCACCAACAGAGUGUAAAAUAUCACAUGAAAUGGAUGAAAUAUUUGGUGAGUUUGUUGAACCAAAGAUCAAUGAUUACCAAAUGGAAAACAAGAAAAUGAUGAUGAUGAUAAAUAACAAUGAAACCAUAGAGAAGAAGAGGGAAGAUGAUGAUAAGAGGGAGAGGAAAGUGAUUUCAAAAAAUCACAACAAUACAACAAAUUCUGAUAUCGGAGGUUAUUCAGCUGAGAAUGACAGUGACUUUGGAACACGUAGUCUCAUGUUUACCUAUUCAAAUACACGUGAACCUGAUGGUGAUCAGGUGAAGGUGGAUGAAGAUGAAGAUGAAGAUGAAGAUACUGUUAAUGAGAGGCAACUGUUAUUAAACCGGUUGAGGCCGUUUGCCGAUGAUGAUUAUGAUGAAUUUACGUUAAUUAAUGUGAGCACGAACACGAUUCAUGAGUUGGUUGAAAAUCAUGAUACUAAUCAAGAAGAGAGGAGGAAAAAACAACAACAAGAUGAGUCAAACAAUUACCAUAAUCAAAGAUCAUCAGUUGAAACAAUCAAAUUUGAUUCAAUUUAUAAUGAUAAUAAUAAUAUAAGUAAAAGUAAUCAUGAUAAUUUAAAUCAAACAAUAACCUCGAAAGGUCAUAAAACAAUACUUAAAAUAGAUUCUCAGGAUUCAGGUGAUUUUCAUGUAAAUAAUGUCUCCCUGAUGGAUAACAAUGUUUCAUCAUCAUUAAUCCAGUCCAAUGAAAUAAUUAGCCGACAAAUUGUGAUCCCUUCAACUAAUCAAACUUUCACAAUUGAUGAUGAUUAUAAUGGUGUUAACGAUAACCUGAACAUUAUCAAGCAAAACAACAACAACAACAACAAUCAAAGUAAUAGUGAUAAUGAGAAACCACUGAAAAGUUCAUGGGAAACUCAGGAUUCAUUGUUAACCACCAAGGUGCCAUUAAAAAGUUUAUCUGAAUCUCAUGGUGAUGAUGAAAUAAGUUUCAUUGGUGAAAACAAUGAAUCCAGAAAGAUUAACUCAAGUUCAUCAUCAUUUCAAUCAUCAACCAUAAUCAUCAAUCAAAAUAAAUCCAAUUCAACCGAGAAUGUCAAUAAUAUCUUUGAUUAUCAGUUUGAUUAUUGUUAUCAUCCAACAUCAUCUUCAUCAUUAAAGAUAAUUGAUGAAAAUGAAAAUGAUAAUUGUGAUGAUAAUUUUCACCAUCAACAACAACAACAACAACAAUCAGUGAUGAGAAAACUAUCCGAUGGGAAAACAGCAUCAAUGUCAGAACCAUUUUCAUCUUCAUCCUCAUCUUCAUCAAAUAAACCAUUAAUUAGACCAAAUUUAAUGGACUCAGCUGAUUAUCAUGAUGAUGAUACAGUUAAACAACAAUCGUUGACAUCAUCAUCAUGCCGACAUGAUACCUGGAAGGGACAAACAUUAAACUCUAACAAGGGCAAAUUUUCAAUUGAGAUCAACAGUAAGACUAAUUCAUUGCCCUCAAAUUAUCAUCAUCAUCAUAAUCAACAAGCAGAUCAUCUUAAUCCUCAAUUUCACCCUCAUCGUUAUCAUCACACUUUCAGUAGACUGAAAAUCCCACUCGGUGUGAUGAAAAAAUUAUCCUCACUACGAGAUGAAAAAUCAUCAACCAGGCGAUUGAUCACAAAUCGACGUAAAUUAAUUGGCGGAAGUGAACCUUGUCCAUCCAAUGAGUCCACAUCAGCGGUUCCUCAUAUUUCCGUUUCAGAUUAUUCAGAGAGUUUUUCCCACCGAGGAUCCAUCGGAAGCUCAGGAGGAGACGAUAUUUUCACCUCAACCGAAGACGAUGUUGACAAAGCUUUCGCUUACCAUAAUCGUAGUCAGACAAGUUUAUCAUCAUUUGGGGCUCGAAGUGAAAGUUUAUCAAGCGUUUACAGUGCAGCGGGAGGUGGACGUUAUGGAACCGUGACCAUUUCCGGUGAAAUACUUUUCUCAUUAGUUUAUAAACAAUCGGAAAGUUCACUCGAACUGUACAUUAAAGAGUGUCGAAACUUAGCUCCGGUUGAUAGUAAACGAAACAGAUCAGAUCCUUAUGUUAAAUUGUACUUGUUACCUGAUCGUUCAAAAAGCGGUAAACGCAAGACUAAAGUAAAAAAACACACUUUGAACCCGAUUUUCGAUGAGAAUUUAAAAUUUUAUCUUCCCGUUAAUCAAUUGGAUGGACGAACCUUAUGGAUCUCAGUUUGGCAUAGCGACAUUUUCGGACGUAACGAUUUCCUUGGUGAGGUCACUUUACCUUUGACGAAGGACAUUUUAAGAAACUCGGGAUUAAGAUGGUAUCCACUUCAGGAGAGAAUUGAUCAAAUUGAAUCAAAUCCAGUUAAUUAUAAAGGAGGCAUUUUCAUUGCGCUCAAAUUUGUCCCAACCGGAGCAAACAAGGGACCCGGUAAACCGAUCGGUGUACCCGGUAAAUUGUUGGUGAUGGUUAAAGAAGCUCACAAUUUAAUGCCAACCCGAUCAAACGGAACCUCUGAUCCUUUUGUUAAAUGUUACCUUCUUCCAGAUAAAACUAAGAAAUUAAAGACUCCGGUAAUCAAGAAGACUGUUAAUCCUCGUUGGAAUCACACCUUUGAAGUAUCGGAUAUAACGACUAACGAUUUACAAACUCGAUGCCUCGAAUUAACAAUUUGGGAUUAUGAUAAAUUAACUUCUAAUGAUUUUCUCGGAGGAGUGAGAUUAAGUUUAGGACAAGGUAUUUAUGAAGGAAAGCCGGUUGAUUGGCUCGACUCAACGGAACAGGAAACUACCCUUUGGAAACAAUUACUGGACAAAACUGACCUCUGGGUCUAUGGCGAGUUACCAUUAAGAACGAGUUUACAAUCAAGAACCUCAUUUGGUAGAUGAUGUUGAUCAAUACGAUUAAUUAGACGCAAUUUAAAGGACCAAUAAUUAAGACUAUCGAUUAGGUUUUAUGCAAAGAUGAUGAAUUACGAUGAUAAUUAAAACAAACACACAAUUAACUCCAAUUAAAACAAUUAUUGUUCAUAGUCAACAUUUUACACGAAAAAAAAAACAAUUUUUAUCCAAUCUUAAUGAUCAUCAAUCAGAAUUUAAUUUAAUUGUUAUCCUAAUUGUUAUCAAUAUAUAAAUAUGAAUAAGAACCUUAAAUUUAUACAUAUUAUUUAUUUAUCUCCAUAAAUAAGUGUAAAUUGUGUUAUUAAUUAGUGACUAAACUUAAAUUGUGUUUAUUUCAAUCACUUUUUUUCAUUAAUUUUUUUCUCUCUCUCUUCCAAACAAUUAGAUUUAAUUGUUCACAAUUUUCAUUUCUAAUCACUUGUUUUCACUUGUUACUAAGUAUUAUUAUAAUAUUGUGUUCAGUUAAUUGUUAUCGAUAAGUGAUUCAAAUGGAAACAAAAAGACAACAAUUUAUUGGAAAAAUUAUCAUUCAGAUUAAUUGUUAAUAUUUGUCAAUACAAAGUUAAUUGUUGAUUUGGUUUGAUUCUGAUCAUUAAAAUUGGUUCAUUUCUCUAAUAUAAAUAUACAUAUAAAAUUUACUAUUUUGUUAAUUAUAAUCUGUGAAUAAUUUGUUGUCCAAUUUAUGUAAUAAUUAAAAGUUUUGACGUUCAUCAGAAUAACUAAUUGCAAUUAAAUUACAAAAAUCUCAUCAUUCAUUGAGUGAA
Messenger RNA from Panonychus citri (citrus red mite), 14601 nucleotides. RefSeq lists its product as uncharacterized. Gene Ontology annotation, biological process: intracellular protein transport; exocytosis. The record is from RefSeq and is a predicted model, not a curated record. Gene Ontology annotation, cellular component: exocytic vesicle; plasma membrane. Lineage: Eukaryota; Metazoa; Arthropoda; Arachnida; Trombidiformes; Tetranychidae. Gene Ontology annotation, molecular function: small GTPase binding; neurexin family protein binding.